UACAAAACCGUUGGUGAGGAGGUUUGGAAGAAUCGUGUAGAAAAGAUCAACGCAGAAUUAUUUACAUUAACCUAUGGCUCUGUUGUUGCCCAGCUCGUUAAAGACUAUGAGGAUUAUCAAGAAGUGAACAAACAAUUGGAAAAAAUGGGCUAUAACAUUGGAAUCCGAUUAAUUGAAGAUUUUCUUGCCAAAACGACCAACAAUCUAGGACGUUGUACAGAUUUUCGAGAGACUGCAGAAGUGAUUUCUAAGGUUGGUUAUAAAAUCUUUUUGAACAUAACACCAACGAUAUCAAACUGGUCCGCAAAUGGAAAGGAGUUUUCACUCAUAUUCGAUGAGAAUCCUUUAGCCGAAUUUGUAGAAUUGCCUGAUGAUGGAGCUGGCGAUGAACUAUGGUACUCUAAUAUAUUAUGCGGAGUGCUUAGAGGUGCCUUAGAAAUGGUCCAAAUGCAAGUUGAAGCGAAUUUUGUUAGUGAUGUGUUACGAGGAGAUGAUCAAACUGAGAUGAGAGUGAAACUGAUUCGAUAUCUUGAAGAGGAG
Messenger RNA from Racocetra persica, 540 nucleotides. NCBI's taxonomy places the organism in Eukaryota, Fungi, Glomeromycota, Glomeromycetes, Diversisporales, Gigasporaceae. The record is from the annotation of a GenBank genome assembly.